UGACGCGGAUACAGUCAUUUUUGAAUUGCCCAGUUCUUCUGCAGCAUCAGAAGCCCAAGAAGUUCCAAAGCUAGAGAGGACUGAGAGUGUAUUUCUUACUAAAAAAUCAUUACACAUCGGUUCAGCUUCAGAUGACAGCUUCUCGGAUAUAGUUAGCAGCAUUGAAAACAGCGAUGAUGACUUUGUGCCGGAUUCAGAGAGCUGUUCAGAAGAAUCUGAAGAGAGCCUUCCAUGUGGAAAAAGGAGACGUCUGUCACAGACCAGUCUCUCAUCUCCCAAUGUGACCUUAGACAGCAGUGAUGAUAAUUCAUCUUCCAUGAAUGCAGCCCAACAGUCUUCCUCUCCUGAAGAUAAGGAGACAUCAACUCAGCCAGUCGAGGAUGUCAACAGUGAUAUUUCGGUAAUGAAAUUGAAGAAGACUGCAUAUGGCCAAAGAGUGUACAACAAAAAGCAGUAUUGCUUUUACUGCUGCAAACCAUUCAGCAAGAUGGCAAGGCACUUGGCCCAAAUACAUAAGGAUGAGGUGGAGGUUGCAAAAGCACUUUCUUUUACGAAGGGGUCUAAAGAAAGAAGGGUUCAUCUAGAUCUUUUGCGUAACAAAGGGAAUCGUGCACACAACGUAAACGUUCUGAAAGCAGGCAAAGGUGUAUUGGUGCCACGUCAACAAGCAACUGCCAAGCAGGUAGACGUGAAUGACUAUGUGCACUGUUUACACUGCCAAGGGCUGUUCAGACGAAAGGCUCUUUGGAGGCAUAUGGCAAGGUGUAAUUUGGCGAAGAAGUGCCAGCUCACAAAACCAGGCAGAUCUAGAGUUCAAGCACUCUGCGCAUAUGCACAGCCUGUCCCUGAAGGGGUAAGUAAGAAGUUAUGGAAGCUCAUAAGUGACAUGAAGCAAGACAAAGUAACACAGGCAGUUAAAAGUGAUGUAUGUAUCAUCAGAUUUGGAGAACAUUUGUGUAACAAAAUGGGCAAUGACAAAACUAAGCACGAAUACAUAAGAACUAAAAUGCGUGAGGCUGGAAGGCUGUUGGUGUGUGCCAAGAAAAGGGGAACGCUAAAUGCAAUCAAAGACUUUUUCAUACCUUCAAACUUCUACAAUGCCAUUCAGGCUGUUAAAGACACAGCAGGAUUCAAAGAUGAAGAAGAGGUCUUCACAGUCCCCUCUUUGGCUUUGAAACUGGGCCACACCCUCAAGAGAAUGGCGGAUAUUGCUGAAUGUGAGGCAAUGAUGGCAGGAGAGGAAAGCAGCAUACAGAAUGUGAAGCGCUUCAAAGACAUGUACACCACUAAAUGGAAUGAGUGUGUGUCAGCAUCAGCCUUGAAAACCCUGAGAGAAGCAAAGUGGAACUCUCCAGAACUUCUUCCUUUCACAGAAGAUGUCAAAAAAAUGCAUAUGCACCUCAACAAGAAAACUAAACAGUAUCAGGAAAAAAUCAAAGCGGAGAAAAACCAGAAGAAUUGGUCACAGCUAGCCCAAGCGACUUUGUGUGAGGUAAUCCUAUUUAAUCGCCGAAGACCUGGAGAAGUCUCAAAAAUGAAAUUGAACACAUUCCUUCUCAGAAACACUUCAGUCUUGCAUUCUGACGUUGCUGAUGCCUUAUCUGAAGUUGAGAAGAAGCUCUGUCAGCAUUUCCAACGCAUUGAAAUCAGAGGUAAACGAGACCGAAAGGUCCCAAUACUCCUGACUCCAGGCAUGCUGGAUUCAAUGGAUCUACUUGCAAAGUCUCGCCAAACAUGUGGUGUACUGGAUGAAAAUCCUUUUUUUUUUUCGACACCCAUGACCGAGAAAUCCUACUACCACGGCACAUCUUGUAUCAGGAAAGUUGCCCGGGAGUGUGGGGCCAAAUAUCCAAAGGCUCUUUCUUGCACAAAGCUGCGGAAACAUGUGGCUACAGUCUCUAAAGUGCUUAAUCUGAAGGACACUGAGAUGGACCAGUUGGCGGACUUCAUGGGACAUGACAUUCGUGUGCACAGACAGUUUUACAGGUUGCCUGAGGGGACGCUGCAGCUAGCCAAAAUCAGCAAGGUGCUGUUAGCCCUUGAACAGGGAAGAGUUGCGGAAUUCAAGGGUAAAAACAUUGAAGAGAUCAACAUUGAGCCUUAUGAGAAGCUGAAUUUAGUCAGUAACAUGUCUGAAAGUGAAGAUGAAGAGAGUGACAGCGAGAUGCUACAGCCAAAGAACACCAGGCGACCCCAGCGUCCUUCAACAUCUACAGACGAAUGUUUGGUUGACAGCGAGUCUGCAAUGCCACAGCCAAAGAAGCGACGACUAUCCCCUUCAACAUCAACGUCUACAGAGGAACUUCCCAUUAGCGGGAGGUCUACAAAGGGAAGAAGGAAGAAAGGAGGAAAGAUGCCUUCAAAAUCAGGUGGGUCAAAAUCCUCAAAAAGGGAGUGGACAGAAGAGGUGAAGGCAGUUAAGGACAGAUGCUUAUCCACUUCAAUAUCUUCAACCUCUACAGGUGUGUCAAAACCCCCCAAAAGAAAGUGGACAGAAGAAGAGGUGAAGGCAGUUGAGAACAAACUGAUGGAUUGCAUCACAUCUGGCAGGGUACCAGGGAAAUUGCAAUGUGAAGACUGCAUCAGGUCAGCUCCUUCAGUUCUUAAGCACAGAACCUGGGAAGCGGUGAAGUUUUACAUCAAAAACCGAAUAACGGCAUACCAGAGGGAAUGUGGUAAAAGAAAGUGAAAAAGCCGGCUCGGAUCAGUAUUAUAACUUUUCAGUUUUAGUCACAUCUGUUUUUUAACAGACUUGGUUUCUGUUUAGAAGUGUUGUCACAUUCUGUUUUUUUUUUUUUUUUUUUUUAUACAUAAUUUCUUUCCCACACAUAAUGGCACCAGAUAGUAGUUCAGUUUAGCUCUACCUUACCGAUGUGCCUUGACCUUCCCAAAUUAAACUAGCUUUUCCAUUAUUCUCAAUAAUGUUUUAUGUUUCUCAAUAUGGAUGCAUGUAUAACUGCAUACCAGAGGGAAUGUGGAAAAAGAAAAUUAAAGUGAAAAUGCUGGCUCGGGUCAGUAUUCCAGUUCCAGUCACAUAGUUGGAUUUCGAAAGACUUUGUUUCUGUUAAGAGGUGUUGUAACACAUUUCUAAUUAUCAUCUUAUAUAUAAAUAUCAUUUUUUUUCACAUAUAAUGGCACUAGAAAGUAGUUCAGCUCAGCUCUAGUAGCUUACUGAUGUGCCUUGACAUUAUUUAGAAUAAUGGAAGAGCUAGUUUAAUUUCUUUUUUUGUUGAUAUUGAUAUAGAUGCAUGCAUGCAUUGCAGGAUUGUUUUAUAUUAUCGAAAACCGAUAAUGGCAUACCCAGAGGGAUUGUGGUAGAAGAAAGUUAAAGUAAAAAUGCUGGCUCGAAUCUGUAUUUUUACUUUUCAGUUCCAGUAACAUAGUUGGAUUUUGAAAAAAAAAAAAAAUGGUUUCCGUUUAGAUGUGUUGUCACAUUUCUAAUGAUCUUUUUUUACAUAUGUAUUUGUCUUUUUUUUCCUACAAAUAAUGGCACCGGAGAGUAGUUCAGUUUAGCUCUAGUACCUUACCAAUGUGCCUUGAGAAGAGUGAUGAUGGUGAUGUAGAGAGAGGAGGAGAAGAAGUGAGGGAUGAUGGUGAUGUAGAGAGAGGAGAAGAAGUGAGGGAUGAUGGUGAUGUAGAGAGAGGAGGAGAAGUGAGGGAUGAUGGUGAUGUAGAGAGAGGAGGAGAAGAAGUGAAGGAUGAUGGUGAUGUAGAGAGAGGAGGAGAGGAAGUGAGUGAUGAUGGUGAUGUAGAGAGGAGGAGAAGAAGUGAGGGAUGAUGGUGAUGUAGAGAGAGGAGAAGUGAAGGAUGAUGGUGAUGUAGAGAGAGAGGAGAAGAAGUGAAGGAUGAUGGUGAUGUAGAGAGAGGAAGAGAGGAAGUGAUUGAUGAUGGUGAUGUAGAGAGGAGGAGAAGUGAGUGAUGAUGGUGUAGAGAGAGGAGGAGAAGAAGUGAAGGAUUAUGGUGAUGUAGAGAGAG
This is a messenger RNA of Sardina pilchardus (European sardine), 3975 nucleotides long. RefSeq lists its product as uncharacterized. Gene Ontology annotation, molecular function: DNA binding. Gene Ontology annotation, biological process: DNA recombination; DNA integration. Lineage: Eukaryota; Metazoa; Chordata; Actinopteri; Clupeiformes; Clupeidae. The record is from RefSeq and is a predicted model, not a curated record. The coding region runs from base 317 to 2689 and encodes 790 amino acids. The transcript is spliced from 7 exons.